CGUAGAUACAUUAUUGGAUGCAUCGGUGUUCGAAGCAGCACGCAGUUAACCGUGAUAGUGCAAGAUCAUCCAGGACGAUCGCGGCAGGACUGUUAGAACACUAAGAGAGCGAUAAGUAUGGGACGAAUGUGUAAACGACGGAACAAAGCUCCUCAGAGUACUUACUCGAGUACGGAGAAUCCAACGGCCGAUCAAGGGAACGAGAAGGAGGCGCAGGAGAGACCGAGACGCAGAAAAAUUAUGUUGAGAUACUACUUUGGUAGAUUCAGAUACUACCAUUACUGCUUGGUCGAAAAAUUGGGCACUUUGGUCGGAGUCGUGUGCCUCUCGAUGAUUAAAAUUUAUUUCGUUUUAAUGAGAUGGAACCAGCAAUUGAACGAAAUGACGAACGCGAUAAACGAGUGUCGAGUAAUAAUAUGAUUGUUCUACUUUGGACACGUGGGUGGCCUCAUUGAUCAGGAAAACUUUGUCGAGGACCGCACAUAGUUUACAAAUUUUAUCAGUUCAAUGUAACCUGUAUUAUAGGUUAUAUAUAUAACCUAAAUUAAUAGUCAAUGUAACCUAAUAUAUAGAUUAUAGGUAAUAUAUAGAUAUAUUAUAGAUUAUAACCUGUUUA
Frieseomelitta varia is the source of this 616-nucleotide messenger RNA. RefSeq lists its product as uncharacterized. The transcript is spliced from 3 exons. Lineage: Eukaryota; Metazoa; Arthropoda; Insecta; Hymenoptera; Apidae. The record is from RefSeq and is a predicted model, not a curated record. The coding region runs from base 118 to 420 and encodes 100 amino acids.